GGCGCCUGGGGAGCUCUGGCGGUAGGUCUGGGAGGCUCCGGCUCGCGCGGAGUGGAGCGCAGCUGACAUGACGGAGGGCACGUGUCUGCGUCGCAGAGGGGGACCCUACAAAACGGAGCCGGCCACCGACCUCAGCCGCUGGCGACUCAGCAAUGAGAGGGGCAGGCAGACGUGGACUUACUUUCAGGAAGAGGAAGACCCUGGCCGAGAACAGACUGGCCUGGAAGCCCACUCCUUGGGGUUGGACACUAAGAAUUACUUUAAGGACUUGCCCAAAGCCCACACAGCCCAUGAGGGUGCUCUGAACGGGAUGACGUUUUACGUGGGGCUGCAGGCUGAGGAUGGGCACUGGGCGGGUGAUUAUGGUGGCCCGCUUUUCCUCCUGCCAGGCCUCCUGAUCACAUGCCACGUGGCGCGCAUCCCGUUGCCAGCCGGAUACAGAGAAGAGAUCGUGCGGUACCUGCGGUCGGUGCAGCUACCUGAUGGCGGCUGGGGCCUGCACAUUGAGGACAAGUCCACGGUGUUUGGGACGGCGCUCAACUACGUGUCUCUCAGAAUUCUGGGCGUCGGGCCUGAUGAUCCUGACCUGGUCCGAGCUCGGAACAUUCUCCACAGCAAAGGUGGUGCCGCGGCCAUCCCCUCCUGGGGCAAGUUCUGGCUGGCCGUCCUGAACGUCUAUAGCUGGGAAGGCCUCAACACCCUGUUCCCCGAGAUGUGGCUGUUUCCUGACUGGGCGCCUGCACACCCCUCCACCAUCUGGUGCCACUGCCGGCAGGUGUACCUGCCCAUGAGCUACUGCUACGCCACCCGGCUGAACGCCUCGGAGGACCCCCUGGUCCAGAGCCUCCGCCAGGAGCUGUAUGUGGAGGACUUCGCCAGCAUCGACUGGCCGGCACAGAGGGACAACGUGGCCCCGGACGAGCUGUACACGCCGCACAGCUGGCUGCUCCGCGUGGUGUAUGCGCUCCUCAACCUGUACGAGCGCCACCACAGCGCCAGCCUGCGGCAGCGGGCCGUGCAGAAGCUGUACGAGCACAUCGUGGCCGACGACCGCUUCACCAAGAGCAUCAGCAUCGGCCCGAUCUCGAAAACCAUCAACAUGCUCGUGCGCUGGCACGUGGACGGGCCGGCCUCCUCCGCCUUCCAGGAGCACGUGUCCAGAAUCCCGGACUACCUCUGGCUGGGCCUGGAUGGCAUGAAAAUGCAGGGCACCAACGGCUCACAGAUCUGGGACACCUCGUUUGCCAUCCAAGCUCUGCUAGAGGCGGGCGGGCACCACAGGCCUGAGUUCCUGUCCUGCCUGCAGAAGGCGCACGAGUUCCUGCGGCUCUCGCAGGUCCCAGAGAGCCCUCCCAACUACCGGAAGUACUACCGCCAGAUGAGCAAGGGCGGCUUCUCCUUCAGCACGCUGGACUGCGGCUGGAUCGUCGCCGACUGCACGGCGGAGGCCUUGAAGUCCGUGCUGCUCCUACAGGAGGAGUGUCCCUCUGUCACGGAGCACGUCCCCCGAGAGCGGCUCUGCGAUGCUGUGGCUGUGCUGCUGAGCAUGAGGAAUCCCGACGGAGGCUUCGCCACCUACGAGACCAGGCGCGGGGGGCGCUUGCUGGAGCUGCUGAACCCCUCGGAGGUCUUUGGGGACAUCAUGAUCGACUACACCUACGUGGAGUGCACCUCCGCCGUGAUGCAGGCGCUGAAGCAUUUCCACAGGCGUUUUCCCGACCACAGGGCGGUGGAGAUCAGGGACACCCUGGACCGGGGCCUGGAGUUCUGCCAGCGCAGUCAGAGGGCGGACGGCUCCUGGGAAGGCUCCUGGGGCGUGUGCUUCACCUAUGGCACCUGGUUUGGGCUGGAAGCUUUCGCCUGCAUGGGGCAGACUUACCGCGACGGGGCUGCCUGCACGGAGGUCUCCCGGGCCUGCGACUUCCUGCUGUCCCGGCAGAUGGAGGACGGAGGCUGGGGGGAGGACUUCGAGUCCUGCGAGCAGCGGCGCUACGUGCAGAGCGCCCGGUCCCAGAUCCACAACACCUGCUGGGCGCUGAUGGGGCUGAUGGCUGCCAGGCACCCCGAUGUGGCGGCCCAGGAGAGAGGAGUCAGGUAUCUGCUGGAGAAGCAGCUCCCCAACGGCGACUGGCCCCAGGACAACAUCUCUGGGGUCUUUAACAAGUCCUGUGCCAUCUCCUACACGAGCUACAGGAACGUCUUUCCCAUCUGGACCCUCGGCCGCUUCGCCCACCUGCAUCCCGAGAGCACGCUCGCCGGCCACCCCUGAGGGCGCGUCUGGCUGGCGGUGGGGCCGGUGGGGCUGAGCGGUGGCAUCACUCAGGUUCCAGGCGAGGCUGAGGUGUCUUGGCCAGGUGGGGGGACCCUCUGUGACCCUGCCUCGGGCUCCAGCCCCCAUCCCCCACCUCUGCAGGUGGAGGGGACCAGGCCCAAGGCAGGUGGGCAGGGUGGGUGGCUGCUUUAGACACUUGGCUUUCAGCACAGGGUUAGUUCUGAGAAUAGCUUGUCUGGCUUGGGAGAGGACAGGAACAAGGUGAGCCAUGACCCUUGAGGACACACACACCUUCCAGGGCAUCUCAGCACAGUCCUCCGCAGGGGGUGGGGCCAGGGGGGGCUUUUCUGACCCGUAACUGAGUUCUGGGAGAGGAACAGCUGCCUCGUGCGGUUCCCACCCGGGUCUGCCGGGCACGUCUGGGCCGGCUCAGGCCUGGGCUGGCUGCUGCUCUCCUCUGUCUGCCGGGCUGAGGACGUGGGUGAGGCCACGGUGGCGGUGGGGACAGUGGCUGCUGUGAGCAGUGCGGGCCAUGGGGGCCUCCCUGGGCGUCCCGAGGCUGCAGUGGGAGCCGAGCGUGGCCCAGGCCUGCCCCGGGUGGCAGCUGGCCGGUGUGGCGUCGUGGCUCAGCGGGUUUGUGGGCACCGGCAUCCCGACUCCCAGGGGUUGUAGUCACCUGUUGAGACAGACGUGCCCAGGUGCCCGAGCAUCGCAAGGGUUGAGGGGUCAACCGUCCUGGGGGUUACCACCGUGGGGCACUGCUGUGUGCCGGGGCAGCCUGUCACGUACCACACAGGUGUGGCAAUGCCCAGGCACCAAGGCUGCCGUCAGCCUCGUGUUCCCGCAGGUGCUCUGGGCUGGGCAAGGGCCGGGUUCCGGCGACGAGGCCUCUCAGGGUACAUUUCUGAGCUCCUUCUGGCUUCUAACCCUGUCUGGCCUGGCCCGUGUGGACACAAGGCUCAGGAUGGAAAAUUCAGGUCCUGACUUGGCCUUUGACCGGCACGGACGGCCAGCUCCUGUGCUCAGGGCCAGCCCGAGAUUGCUGCUGUCCUCUUGUGGCCGUGGUGAGGGGUCGCUGGGAGCUGUGACGGGAACAAGACCCAGGCCUGGCGCUAGCCCUGCUUCCCUGCCAGGGCACGGCCCGCGGCCUCCCAGCCUGCUGUCCCCGUCCUUGCCGCCUCCUGGACAGCUGGCAGCCCCGGCGUCUCUGCCCUGGCCCAUGUCCUUCCCCAGACGGCAUUCCCCGCCCGAACCCCCUAGGGCCAGCCCUGUGCCUCAGCGCGGGUCCAGGGCUCUCACCGAGACCUCGUGCCACCUGCCCUCCUCCUGCGCAGCUCUCGCGCCCCCACCCACUGUGCUGUCACCAGCUCCCUGGGCUGUCCUGCCUCGGGGCUGUGGCUUGAGUGGUUUCCUCUGCUGACCUCUCACCCUCCUGCCCCAGGGUGGCCUCCUGCCCCCUCGGAGCCCUGCAGGGCCUGGGCAGGCUGUGCUCCUGGGUGGGGCUUUAGCGGGGCCUGUCGAGGGCCAGCGCUUCCGCAGACAUCUGAAAACUGGGGUCCAUUUGGCUGAGAAUGUGUCGGGGCCCUUGGAAGCUGCCGGGUCUGCGCAUGCCCUUCUCAGCCCGCAAGUUCUCCCCAGCUAGGGCAGCGGCAGGGCGACGGUGGCUGUCAGAGUCUUCCCUGAGUGAGAGCUGCUGUCCCCGGGACUCCCAGCCACAGCCAGGUCACUGGCCAGCUGUCCAGAAUCCACCUUUAUACUGAAAAUGUUACUGAAAGUCACUAAUUGACCAGCUGCCUUAAUAAACAGACAGUGAUUCCUAGA
Messenger RNA from Lemur catta (Ring-tailed lemur), 4093 nucleotides. RefSeq names its product lanosterol synthase (gene LSS). Gene Ontology annotation, biological process: cholesterol biosynthetic process; triterpenoid biosynthetic process. The record is from RefSeq and is a predicted model, not a curated record. Gene Ontology annotation, molecular function: lanosterol synthase activity. NCBI's taxonomy places the organism in Eukaryota, Metazoa, Chordata, Mammalia, Primates, Lemuridae. The transcript has 22 exons. Bases 68 to 2269 code for a protein of 733 amino acids. Gene Ontology annotation, cellular component: lipid droplet.